UCAUCCCAAGCAUGCAUGCACAAAAACUAAAAGGUGCAGUGGUGGAAUGUGGGAGCGAGCUAGAAUAAUGAGUCUUAAGCUUCUAAUUGUGAUGGCCAUACAGGGUUUGAUGUUGGUGAUGAUGCAGCAGGUUGAAGGUCAGUUUGCAGAGAAUGGUAAUUUGUAUACUUGUUGGGGAGGAUGUUAUAAUCAGUGUGUUUUGCUUGGCCGGAGCUCCGCCGUAGCCGGCGGUGGGAAUUUUCCAUGCUAUAUUGGUUGUUUGAGCAGUUGCGUUCCCCAGUCGGCGGCGCAGUACCAGAACUAUUGCCAGAUCGGCUGCUCUCUUCAACUUUGCUUUCCAUCCAUCACUAAUGGUGCACAAUUGGAGAAUUGCUUUGCUAAUUGCGCCAACGUCUGUGGGCUAUAGCCAUUUCUCCCCAGAAAAAUAAAGUCCUGAUGAUAAUUUUUAUGAAUUGUUGCUUUAUUUUAUUUUUAUUUUUA
Molecule: messenger RNA, 480 nt
Organism: Ipomoea nil (Japanese morning glory)
Lineage: Eukaryota; Viridiplantae; Streptophyta; Magnoliopsida; Solanales; Convolvulaceae
Exons: 2
Coding region: 47-406 (119 amino acids)
Source: RefSeq, a predicted model, not a curated record